CGCAUGCGCGGUACGGACGGCGGCAACAACCCAGCGGCGGCCCGCGCGCCUCUAUCGAGUCCGCCCAAGCGCACACUGCUUGCGCACGCGACGGUACCGCAAGCAAGCCCCGCCUGAAAACUUUCCGUCCAUAUAAACUGUGUCUGGUGAGCCGGUGAUCAACCGCAGUCAAGAUGGUGGCAGGUGACGUCACGCGGCGGGCUUCAAUCACCGCCCCGUCCAUGCAUCGGAGGGCCUCUGUACGACGUGGCUCACUUAUAAAGGGCUCUCAAACACAGUCACAGGAGGUGCCAUGGGACAUCAUCGACCGCUGCGCACUGCCUAUCAUUCUGUGCCACGCGCUAGCCGUGGUACUCUCCACUGUACUAAACGCGCUGCAUCUCAGCCAAAUCUCCGUGUUCACGCUCUUCCUCUGGUUCGCCAUUUCUGUGGUCGGAUCCCUCUGGUUCUAUCACAACUUGCAGGUGACGGCGGCGGGCAAGGCAGUGCUUGUGACUGGGUGCGACAAUGUGCUGGGCAACGCACUGGCGCGGAGACUGGACGACCUGGGGUACCACGUGUUCGCCGGCUUCCAGAACAAGGCUGGAAACAUUGACGCCGACAUGCUCAAGGAAGAUUGUUCCGGAAGACUGCACACUCUCCAGCUUGACAUUACUUCUGAAACUCAGAUUCUGUCGGCGUCUCUGUACAUCGUAGACCACCUACCAGAGGGCGCUCAGGGGCUGUGGGCGGUCGUCAACUGCGAGUCUUGGUGCGCGCUUGGGGAACUUGAAUGGGUACCCUUCUCCGUCAUUCGCCGCGCCAUGGAAGUGAACCUUUUGGGUCCGUCUCGCCUAGUGCAAGUGAUGCUGCCGCUAGUGCGAAGGGCGCGAGGCCGCAUUGUGUUGACGUCAUCGAUCUUGACCCACGUGGCGGCGCCGGUCCGCGGUGUGCAUGCUGCUUCGCUUGCUGCGCUCGACGCGCUCGCCGCCUGUCUCCGUCGCGAGCUCAAACCUCGCGGUGUUGAUGUGGUGGUGGUAGCUGCCGGCGAGUACACGACGGGCAGUGCGUGGUUGUCUGAGGAGAAGCUGCUGGAGCAGGCUCGCGACAUGUGGAAGAGACUCAGCGAUGAGCAGAAGGGCGCCUACGGAGAGGACUACUUCGAAACUGCCCUGCGCAGCCUUGAGAAGUACACUAAGAACGCUGACGCUGACCUGACGGCGGUGACUCGUUCGCUGAGCGACGGCGUGACGCGCACCUUCCCUCUAAGCCGCUACACCCCGGUUUCCCCGCGUGAGAAGCUCAAGUCGAUCCUGGCUGAGCAUAUGCCGCGCUCCCUCUAUGAAGGAUUGUACGUCGACUAAACUGUACCUGUUCCAGCUACACAGACCAGUUUGCGCCAAUAUAAAACUAUUAAAUACGAAAAAUAUCAUGAAACUAGGAACCUUUAUUUAAAACAAUGGAUGGGCUAUCAAAUUCACUUCGAAUUUUCAAGUCAAAUAAUUUCUCAAGUAUAUUUACAACUAGCUCCAUUCUCUACAAGUUUCAUGAUAUUACGGAUGCAAAUGCUUAAAAUGUAAGACAACCUUUUUAUGUCCUCACUAAUCGAGCGCAAGACGGACGCGAAAAGAAAGAUAAGAUCUGUUGUAGACAGUCAGGGAGACAGGGAGGAUUUUAUCCCACUAAAAAUAAAUGUCUCUAACGUGUUCCAAUUGCGCAAACUUCGGUCUGAAUUUCAGUGUAAAAAUAACCCAUUCUUUGUACGCUGAAUAAUAAGGUCGCCCUUCGUCAGCACCCCUAUCAUCCGACAAGGGUUGAAGUUCAAGAACGUACUAGAAUGUCUGUUAAAUGACAAAUACGGCUCAAAAUAUUAGGACAUCGUGCAAUUACCUAAUGUAAUUACACCGUCGAUCCACACUAGGUGUAUUUAUCAAAUUAAGUAAUGAAGUCACCAUUGUUUGACAAAUGAGACCUCGAGCCCUAAACCCACAUAAGUUACGUAAGCUUUUAAGUUGGAGCAACUUUAGCGAUCAUUUAGGCGGCCGCCCCCACUUGAACACGUUCGUGGGCGCUUCGUUAGUGAAAAACUUUCCCUUCGACCGCAUAUGCGGGGAACUACUGAUAGGGUAACUUACUCCUUUGUGCCUAGACUUCGGUCCACGGUUCGCCGCCGCUUUGGCUAACUAAAAUCCUAACUAGAAGCUUAACCGUCAUCAAAAAUUAUCAAGAUGUGCGAUAAUAAGAAGCCGGGCUGCUGUUGGUGACGGCUCUUAAUUAGCAGAAAGACUUAUCGCUACUCUUUGUGUAGCAAGGUCUAUA
Pectinophora gossypiella (pink bollworm) is the source of this 2298-nucleotide messenger RNA. RefSeq names its product D-beta-hydroxybutyrate dehydrogenase, mitochondrial. The coding region runs from base 174 to 1343 and encodes 389 amino acids. The record is from RefSeq and is a predicted model, not a curated record. NCBI's taxonomy places the organism in Eukaryota, Metazoa, Arthropoda, Insecta, Lepidoptera, Gelechiidae. The transcript is spliced from 8 exons.